Molecule: messenger RNA, 1445 nt
Organism: Oreochromis niloticus (Nile tilapia)
Lineage: Eukaryota; Metazoa; Chordata; Actinopteri; Cichliformes; Cichlidae
Gene: tmem150b
Product: transmembrane protein 150B
Exons: 7
Coding region: 442-1152 (236 amino acids)
Cellular component (GO): plasma membrane
Source: RefSeq, a predicted model, not a curated record
CUUUAAAUAGACGCAGUCAAGUUACCGUAGCUCAUGACGUAUUGCCCCGCUAUAUAAUUUACAAAUGAUCAGAAUAAUUUUAAUUGUUAAUAAUAUUUUUUUUGGAGGUAUUAUAUAAAUAGUAUUUUUGACUUGUUCAUCCCUCCACAGGGACCACACAUAUCACACAUGACAUAUUCUACAUAAACUGUGAUCGUAUUUGCUGAAUGUGGCUGGAAAAAGUUGAGUCAUGAUUUUGAUUGUGCAAUGUCAUGGAAUAGCGUCCGAUAUGUCCUAGGGUCAUUUGGGGAAUGGUGAAGUUACUGAGUUACUAUUUAAAAGCUAACAGAGAGCUACCAUUCAACCUGCAAUCAGUCAUCCCUCACCACAGAUUCAAACUUUAUUUUGGAGAGAAGGGUGCUUUGAUUUUGUUGUAUUUAUCUCCACGUGCUCUAUAGCAGCAUGCAGCUGUGGGCAUUGCUCCCCGUCUGCCUGGCUUUCUUUGGCACUGCGGGCAUUUGGACUGUAUUUGCAAUAGCUGUAACAAAUGGAUCAGUCAACCUAACAGAGGGAAUCCCGUACAUCAGCCAGUGUGGCACUUACAACCCGCAGAGCUGUCUCUUCUCCCAGGUCUGCAACAUCUGCUGCUUUUUAGCCCUGUGGGUUGUGGUGAUCCGUUUCCAGCAGGUCAGAGACUAUGGUGAUCACGGAAAAGCCAACAUUGCCAGUAUUGUUUUAGGAUUCAUCUCCUCCAUAUCGAUCUCCAUCACCGGGAACUUCCAGCAAUCAGUCUUAAUGAUUAUUCACACUGUGGGAGCAGUCCUGGCUUUCUUCCUUGGCCUGGCCUACUUCUGGGUACAGCUGUAUCUAACUUAUCGGGCUCAUCCAUCGCAGGACCGAUGGUGGGUGGGGCCUGUCAGGGCGACCUUCUGCAUCAUCUGUACUGCCACGGUCAUUGUUAUGUCCAUUCUCCACAUCACAGGCGUUUCCUCCGGAGCUGCAGCGUGUGAAUGGAUUCUGGUGAUGUCGUUCUUCUGCCUCUUUGGCCUUUUUGCAGCCGAGUUCAGACACAUCGACUGCCACAGCCUCACCGUACAGAAGCAAAUGUUUACGAAUGACCGCAGCCACGCAUCAAUACAAAUGAAUGGCUAUGUUAUAAAUACAAUAAGCUAAAAACACUGUACUGGAUCUGUGUGCUAGUACACAUGGUUCAGAAUGCAUUAUGUUCAGUUAUUGUGUAUAGAACUGCUUUUUAAUUUAUUUGCAUGUUUUCCAUGUUGAAGACUCAGUAUGGCAGAUCUGUUUCAUGAUCUAUGACAGCAUCUUUUGAUGCAAUUCAUCAUGUUUAUGUCAUUACUAUUAUUAAUAAAUUAUUUUACUAUUACACAGUCAACUACCAUAUGGGGAGCAUUUUCUAUUUAUAUAUGUUUAGAAGAAUUUCAAAUAAAUAACUUGGGUGCAGAGAU